AUGACGGACCUCUUAAGAAGUGUUGUCACAGUCAUUGAUGUUUUCUACAAAUAUACCAACCAAGAUGGGGAGUGUGGCACACUGAGCAAGGAUGAGCUAAAGGAACUUCUAGAGAAAGAGUUCCGUCCAAUUCUGAAGAACCCAGAUGAUCCAGACACAGUGGAUGUCAUCAUGCACAUGCUAGAUCGAGAUCAUGACCGAAGACUGGACUUUACUGAGUUUCUUCUGAUGGUAUUCAAGCUGGCUAUGGCCUGCAACAAGGUUCUCAGCAAAGAAUACUGCAAAGCUUCAGGGUCAAAGAAGCAUAGGCGUGGUCACCGACACCAUAAGGAAGAAAGUGAAACAGAAGAGGAUGAAGAAGAUGCACCAGAACAGAAAUCAGGUUACAGGCAUUCAAAUUGGAGGGAGGGAGAGGAGUAUGGUUAUGGUUCUGAGGGUUUGAGGCGAAGUGUGAAACACAGACAUGGGUCAAAUUCCAGGAAGCUGGGAAGGCAAGGUGGUUUAUCUAGCUCAGAGAACCAAGAGAAAUCUGAGAAAAGACACCGUGGGUCUGGUCACUCAUGGAAUAGUGACAAAGAAAGACAUGGUUCCAGCUCUGGAGACCUGGGGGAUAGAAGAAACAAGUCACAUGUUAGCCCCACCAGGGAAUCUGGGAAGGAAUAUGAAUCAGAAUCUGGAUCUGGGUCAAAGAGUGAGACGAGGAAAAGUCAUGGUGGUCUGUCACAUAGACUGGAUGCUGGUGGACAUGAAUCAAACUCUACUCAGUCAAGAAAUAGUGGAGGACAAAAGCUUGGGUCUAGCUCUAAAGGUUCAGAAAACAGUGGAAGACAAAGCUAUGGAUGUGGUUCCAGCAAUUCGGGUGGGUGUGGAAGUCCACAAAAUACUUCUAGUUCCUGUCAGGAAGGUAGAUUUGGAGGGCAAGGAAAUCAAUCUAGCUGCACUCAGUCAGGUUAUCAAACAGGAAGUAGUGGAAGACAAGAUCGUGGAUGUAUCUCGGGAGGUCAGUCCUCUGGAUGUGGUCAACAUGAAACAGGUUCAAGUCAGUCCUCUUGCUGUGACCAUUAUGGGUCUGGAACAAGUCAGUCUUCUAGUUAUGGUCAACAUGGAUCUGGUUCUUGUGGACACUUUUCAAACUCUCAUCAAAAAGGGUCUGGUUCAAAGGAAUUUUCUAAAUGUGGACAACAUGGAUCUGGCUCAUGUCAGUCCUCUGGCUUUGGACAUGGCUCUGGCUCAUGCCAGUCCUCUGGCUUUGAACAACAUGGGUCUGGCUCAUGUCAGACCUCUGGCUUUGGACAACAUGGGUCAGGAUCAGGUCAAUCCUCUGGUUUUGGACAACAUGGGUCAAGCUCAGGACAAUCCUCUGGCUUUGGUCAGCAUGGGUCUAGUUCAGGACCAUCCUCUGGCUUUGGCCACCAUGGAUCCAGCUCAGGUCAGUCCCCUGGCUUUGGUCAGUAUGGGUCUGGAUCAAGUCAGUCCUCCAGCUUUGGCCAACAUGGGUCUGGCUCAGGUCAAUCCUCUGGUUUUGGCCAACAUGGGUUUGGCUCAGGUCAAUCCUCUGGUUUUGGCCAGCAUGGAUCCAGCUCAGGUCAGUCCUCUGGCUUUGGUCAGUAUGGGUCUGGAUCAAGUCAGUCCUCCAGCUUUGGCCAACAUGGGUCUGGCUCAGGUCAAUCCUCUGGUUUUGGCCAACAUGGGUUUGGCUCAGGUCAAUCCUCUGGUUUUGGCCAACAGGGGUCUGGCUCAAGCCAAUCCUCUGGCUUUGGACAACAUGAGUCUGGCUCAGGUCAGUCCUCUGGUUUUGAACAAUAUGGGUCUGGCUCAGGUCAGUCCUCUGGUUUUGGACAAUAUGGCUCUGGUUCAGGCCAGUCCUCUGGCUUUGGCCAGCAUGGGUCUGGCUCAAGCCAGUCCUCUGGCUUUGGACAACAUGGGUCUGGCUCAGGUCAGUCCUCUAGUUUUGGACAACAUGGGUCUAGCUCAAGACAGUCCUCUGGCUUUGGCCAGCAUGGGUCUGGUUCAGGUCAGACCUCUGGCUAUGGACAACAUGGAUCCAGCUCACGUCAGUCUUCUGGCUUUGGCCAAUAUGGGUCUGGCUCAGGUCAUUCCUCUAGUUUUGGACAGCAUGGGUCUGGCUCAGGCCAAUCCUCUGGCUUUGGUCAACAUGGGUCUGGCUCAAGUCAGUCCUCUGCCUUUGAACAACAAGGGUCUGGUGCAGGUCCAUUUUCUAGCUCUGGACAACAUGGGUCUGGGACAGGUCAAUCCUCGGGCUCUGGACAUGGAUCUAGCUCACAUCAGUCCCCUAGCUUUGGGACUGGCUCAGGUCAUUCUUCUGGCUUUGGACAACAUGAGUCUAGAUCAGCACAAGUCAGUCUUCUACUUAUGAUCAACAUGGGUUUAGCUCAGGGGAAUCUUCUGGAUAUGAACAACAUGAAUCUAGGGUAA
This is a messenger RNA of Prionailurus viverrinus (fishing cat), 2436 nucleotides long. Its product is annotated as filaggrin-2-like. Gene Ontology annotation, biological process: establishment of skin barrier. NCBI's taxonomy places the organism in Eukaryota, Metazoa, Chordata, Mammalia, Carnivora, Felidae. The transcript is spliced from 4 exons. The record is from RefSeq and is a predicted model, not a curated record. Bases 1 to 2436 code for a protein of 811 amino acids. Gene Ontology annotation, cellular component: keratohyalin granule; cornified envelope; nucleus. Gene Ontology annotation, molecular function: calcium ion binding; transition metal ion binding.